This is a messenger RNA of Macrobrachium nipponense, 6410 nucleotides long. RefSeq names its product ADAM 17-like protease. NCBI's taxonomy places the organism in Eukaryota, Metazoa, Arthropoda, Malacostraca, Decapoda, Palaemonidae. Gene Ontology annotation, biological process: Notch signaling pathway; membrane protein ectodomain proteolysis. Gene Ontology annotation, cellular component: plasma membrane. The record is from RefSeq and is a predicted model, not a curated record. Gene Ontology annotation, molecular function: metalloendopeptidase activity.
AGACUUUCGGUUGAUUCUGAAUCCACGGCAUGGGUUGUUGCAUCCCGAAUUUGAAGCUUACUCAGUUGAUGGGGCUGGUAAUGAAAAAGCAAUUGAUAUUGAUCUAGAGAACUUCUAUGAAGGCUAUGUUGAUGGUGAGAUAGCCUCAGACGUUUCUGCUCACAUGGAGGAUGGACUUAUGACUGCAACAAUAACCACACCAGAAGAUGUCUUUUAUGUUGAGCCAUCCUGGAGGCAUCUGUCUGAUGCUAAGAAUGAGUCCAUGAUAGCAUAUCGAGGGUCAGAUGUGAAGCUUAGUUGGGAAGAUCAUCCCCCAAACUUCAAAGGUCAAAAAAUAUGUGAUUAUGUAAAAGUGGAAAAUGAAACACAAGAGAGUGAUGAAACAGAAGAAGAAUGGAUUGAAAACAAUGGAGUAUCUGUUGAGAUGGGCAUGUUUUCUGAAGAGGUUUUUGAUGAAGCUCCAAGAAGCAGAGUUAGACGACAGCAAGCAGAUGAUUCUGAGGAAGAUAUAGUCAAGUCACGCUGCACCUUGCUAUUGAUUGCUGAUUAUCAUUUCUUUCGUGAGAUGGGUGGUUCUAAUUACAAAGCCACCAUUAACUACAUUAUCAGUCUAAUUGACCGUGUUGAUAAGAUUUUUGAAAAUACUGUGUGGAGUGACUCAACAGACAAAGGGGGUUUCUCAGAUAUGGGGUUUGUUGUCAAGAAGAUACUUGUUCAUCAGGAGCCAACACCAGUCACUUCUAACCAGUUGCAUUACAACAUGGAGGCAGAUCACUGGGAUGUCCGUAAACUCUUAGAGGUCUUUAGCCAAGAGAAAUCUCAUAAGAAGUAUUGCUUAGCUCAUCUUUUCACGGAUAUAAGGUUUGAUGGUGGAAUUCUUGGGCUAGCAUAUGUAGGCUCUCCUCGCAGGACUUCUGUUGGUGGAAUCUGUACUCCAGAUUAUUAUAAGGACCUCCGAGUGCUCUACUUGAAUUCAGGGUUAAGUUCAUCAAGGAAUCACUAUAACAAGAAAGUUAUCACCCGUGAAGCUGAGCUUGUAGCAACUCAUGAAUUUGGUCACAACUGGGGCUCAGAGCAUGACCCAGACAACCCAGAAUGCAGUCCAAGAUCCAAAGAUGGUGGUUCCUAUGUUAUGUAUACAUACUCUGUGUCAGGGUAUGACAUCAACAAUAAUAAAUUUUCUCCAUGCAGUCUCAGAUCAAUUCGUAAAGUGCUGCUUGCAAAAUCCAGUCGCUGUUUUAUAAAGCCUCAAGAGUCAUACUGUGGAAAUCAGAGGGUGGAGGGCGAUGAAGAAUGUGAUGCUGGUCUUGCAGGAUUAGACAAUAAGGAUAGGUGCUGUGACAAAAAAUGCAAGCUUCGUGUGGGAGCCAUUUGUAGUGAUAGAAAUUCCCCAUGCUGCCAUGACUGCCAGUUCAUGAACCAGGGUGUAAAAUGUAGGGAGGAACAGCCAACAACAUGUGAGAAUGAAGCAAGAUGUGUAGGCACAAAAGCUGAGUGCCCUAAACCAAAACCAAUGGCAGAUGGCACUCCUUGUAUUGAAAAAGGGCAGUGUUUCCAGGGUAGAUGCCUACCCUUCUGUGAAACCAAAGGUUUGCACAGCUGUAUGUGUGACACAGAGGAAAAUGCAUGCAAAAAAUGCUGCCGCAAAGCACUCAAUGAAACAUGUGAACCUGUUGCUGUGAAUGAUACUCUCCCAGAUGGUACACCAUGCUAUCAAGGAUUUUGCAACCAGGGAAAGUGUGAGAAGGUUGUACAAGAUUUCAUUGAACGUCUCUGGAAAAUUAUUGAAAAAGCCAACAUUGAUACGGUUAUGACAAUGAUCCGUGACAAUAUUGUGGGCACCGUCCUUAUCAUCUCGGUUAUCAUUUGGAUACCAGCAUCGAUCAUAUUCAGUUACGUUGAUCAUCGACGCCAGGAAGAAUAUCGCAAAGAAUGUGAAAGGUACAGGGAGUUUGCUGAACGCUGGCAACGAGCUUCUCUGAGACAUGGGUUCCCUAAACCAACUCGGAAACCUGGAUUUGGUGAUGUUGUAGAUGAGGCCGCAAAACACUUGCUGCACCAGGCCUCUGUACACUAAGUUUGGUGAGUGUUUUAUAUUAUAACACUUCACAUAGUAUUUGCACAAAAUUUUUUGUGUCAAAAUACAAUUGUUAUGUUUGAUCAAGAAAUGGUUAUAAGUGAAUGAUUAUUUUAAAGGAAAUAUUUAAAACUGUUGUUACUUGCAAUGCUAUCAAACCGUACUUUGUAUAUAAAUCUGUGAUUGUCACUAAAGAUACAUCUGCCAAAAAUGUUUUAGAAUACUGUACUGUGUUAGUUGACAAAUCCAGAGACCAGAUAGGUUCUGCUGUCUUAUUAGCAAUAUUUAGUAUCCUACAAAUCCCAAAUUUUAAGCAUUUUUUUCUUAUGUAUUAGUUAAACUAUGGCAAAUGUGACUACACUGGCUAUGUGGAUGAUGAUCAAAAUUUGUCAUAUUGUUGACAGUAAGGCUGUUUAUUGCAACUGUGCAAGGCACAAAGGCAAGUAAAUGUGAAUAUAAUUGUGUAGUAUAUUUAAAUAUUUUACAAUAAAAGUUGUAAUAUACACCAGUUGCCCUGUUAGCUUUGGUAAAAAAAUAUGAAAUUUCUAGCCCCCACAGAUGGUUUAUGUUAUUCUAUUGUUUAUUUUAGUGUUAUCAUUACUGUAUAAAUUAUUUUGGCAAUACUGUAACACAAAGUCAUUUUCAUACUCUGAUAGGUGUAGCCCAAAAGAUGUUGCCAAGAACUUGUAGUGCCAUCUACAUUGUUCCAGUUCAGCCACCUAUUUCUUAGUAAAUUAGAUUUAUUACCUGUUUUACAAUGCUGAUAAUUUAUUUACCAAAGACUUCAAUAUUGCUGUAGCAUCCAUUACUAGAGUGGACUCAGGGUUGUCAUUCUAAUCACAUAAUCUCUUCAGUUUUGUAAAAGGAUGAGAAUUUCUUGUAAAAAAUUAUCUGCAAAGUGGCAGUGCUCCUUAAUGAUAAAGGGCAUAUUGCUACACCACUUCAUUGCCAGAAAUUAACGGUUAUAUGAAGUGAGUGGAAAUGUUAAAUCUUCCCAUACUAUUAUUGUUGUCAGUUAUAACAUAAUACAAUAAUUAAAUUGCAGUGUAAUCAUGUAACUUUAAUAAUUGUCUCUUCAUGGGUAUUUUAACUACUUAUGAAUGAAGGAAAUGAUUGAAGAAGGUGAACUAUAUAAUAUUAAGUAAUCAUACAGAGUUCUUUAUCACUAGUAUCUUGGUUUUCCUUUAAAAACAGGUUUCCUCAUGCAAGUUCUCUACCCUUCACUUGUAUAAUACUUUUAUUAUAUAAAAAUAAACAUCUUGGUGCUAUAUUUAUACCUCAAAAUGUAUUGUGAUAUGUACACAUUUUUAUACUGGGGAGCAUUAGAUUAACUAAUUUAUUUACUUGGAUUGUGAUAGUUGAUUGUUGCAACAUACGAAAAUGCCAUAUCGUCACUAUAGCCCACUCCUCAGGAUGAUUAGAAACUUGUUCUUUUCUUAUUUCAUACUCUGUGUUCUUUUAUGGAUGUGUAUACUAGAUGCAUAUAAUGGAGUGGUUUAAUAUUCAAAUGAUGUUAGAAAUGGUAUUAAAAAUUUAUUUAAAUGCAUUUUACAUUUGUUUAAAUGUAAAAUGCAUUAGUUUACGUAAAAUCAAGUUUUAAGAGCGUGUAAAUUACAGAGCUAAUUCGUUGUUGGGUAGUACCUCGAUGGAUGUGUGGUUUACAUGCUCGCUUACUGAUUUGGUAGUCAUGAGUUUGCUUCCCCACUCUGCCGACAUGGAAUCGGUGGAAUUUGUUUCUGGUGAUUAGAAACUAAUUUCUCAAUAUAAAUGUGUUUCAGAUCCAACAAGAAGCUGUUGGUCCCAUAGCGAGCUAACUAAUUGGCUCCUAGUCAAGUAAAAAUAUCUAAUCCUUCCAGCCAGCCCUAGGAGAGCUGUUAAUCAGCUCAGUGGUCUGGUUAAACUAAGGUAUACUUAACUUCAUUGGUGAAAAAAGGGGAUAUUUUGCAUUAUUGAUGUCGACUAGUUUUCAUUUUGUUCUCAGAGUACAUAGUGAUGGAAUUAAGUUCCAUCACCUGUACUGACUGUUCCUUGUUGAUCGCUGGCAGAGAGCUUAUUCAGUCUGCCGAUUCUUUGGUUGAAGCAGUGUGUGAUCGACCCAGCUCUCUUCCUUUGUCAGCCUCUUGUUCACCUUUUCCUAUUGAGUGGCACCCUAACUGUAACUGGAAGCUGGAAUUCUCCAAUGGCUCCAGUGUGUUUUCUCAAAAGGUAACAACCAAUUUAUUUCUCUACCUCUAGUAUUUUGGCAAACAUGCAUCAAGGGGGAAACAUCUAUGAUUUGGUAUAGAAGGGCAUUUGGAGCUUAUGCUUAACAGGUCACAGACUUUUCCUUUUACCUCGAACGGAUCAGGUCCAUUCCCUUUCAGUGUGUGUUGUAAAGACUAUGGUUUGCCUUUAUAGUUUUUAUCAGAUUGGGUUAAGCCUCUCAUGUAAACUAUAAGGUUUGCCUUCUUCGAGGGAGUUAUUAUUAUUAUUAUUAUUAUUAUUAUUAUUAUUAUUAUUAUAAUGCCUCUAUCUCUUGGGAACUUCAGUCCCAACUGACUUCCAUCCUUUUGUGCUUUAAGCAUCAAGUGACUUCGUCCUUUAGUGCUUUAAGCAACAAGAGACUUCUGUCCUUUAGUGCUUUAAGCAUCACACAGUAUUUCUCAAGACUAUUCCUCUUUGGACAAUUUUUUCCCUCGACUCUUCUUUCCUGACCUCAGUGCAUGAUUGGGAUUUUGACAUGCUGUAUCACGUUCAGCUAAGUCUUGUUCUUGACAUAAAAUGAAGCGAAUGACCCUCAUACAAAAUAAUACAAUCAAAUCAAAUUCACACAUUGAUUUAGUUACCUUAAUUUUUCCAUCCAAAUCUAAGGUAGAGCGAUCCCCUGGUCUGGGACCACAGCCCCUUCCCUUCUUCCCUCUCUAACUCACAGAAGGGGAAGGAAAAGAUGAAGCUCCUCCCAGAGGGGGUGACAGGGAGUAUGGGAUGAUUGCGAAGGAAGAGGAGGUUAGUACUUCGAUGUGGUGGGAGGUGUCUUACCCUCAUCACAGGUCUCCCAAUGUAUUCCUCCUCCCAGCAAACUUCCCCCACUGUGUCAUAGACCAAACGGACCACUCCGCACAAAAAAAAAAAAAAAAAGUUACCCAAGCCCCUGACAUGAUGGACAAAGGGCGUGAAAAUCGAUCUAUUGAGGCGCAGAUUUUGCCGCACCUCCUACCCUCUUUCCUGGGGCAGGGUACAAGGUUGUUGUGACUCAUGGGUUUGCAUGAUUCAGUAUAUCACAUACACAUUAUCACAACAACCAUCAUAACUUAUAAUAAGAAAUAACAAAGAAAAAUCCCACCGGAAUUGAAAGAAAACAGCAGUUAACAGUCGGGCAGAGAGCGGUGGAGAACAUGUCCAUCCGUGACAAUGGCCGAAAGCAAAUUGGAAUGUUUACAUCCAGUCGGAGGGACUACCAAUGACCAGACCGGUAGUUGACUACCCAACUGCCUUGUCAAAGAAUUCAGCGGCCGUGUCCAGGCUACACUUUAAGUAAUUCCUAUAGUAAAGGACUGAGGGUUUGUAUAACAUGUAGGAACAAAACAAUUAGUUUUUAUUCUGCAUACGAGCCAAAAGAAAAAUUGAUAAAAUUGGUUGGGUGAGAAUGGGCAUCCCCUUACCCCCAUUCCCCACUUGGGUGCUACCCUUGUCAUAACUUGAAGAUACUGCAAUAUAGAAGGCUAAGGUUUGUAUACCUAGGAACACUAUCUUGUGCAUUAAAAGCUGAGCUUUUGCUAUAAAAGCUAAGCUUUUGCUACUUGCAGAUUACUAAAACAUUAACUUAAAAACAGUAUGCAGAUAAACUUCAUUAACCUUUUUGAGAUUCUCCAGUGACAUCAGGCAAAUGUAAUCUCUUUGAGAUUCCACAAGCGAAGUUUGGACUCUUAAAAAAAUUUAAAAAGGUUAAUAUAUUUCAUUCAAGACACUAGACACCCAUCUGCACUUUGCAACAAGAUGGUAUACAUAUUUGUCAGAAUUCCAUUGCUUUGUUUUAUUGCAAAUAUAAUUAAACCUGUAAUGCAUUGCUUUGUUUUAUUGUAAAUGGAAUGAAACCUGUGAUACAGAUCAGUUUAUAUAUUCAUAUGAACUUUAUGUUGCGCUUCCUCUGAUAACAAUGGUGUCUAAUCUCUUCAAAUGACAAUUAGUUUAAAAUCAAGAAUAUAGUAGUGAAAAAUGAUAAUUAUUAUUGAACUUUGUACUUAAAUAUAUAACAUCAGAUCAUUCCUUACCUAGUCAUUGUGUUUAUUACAAUAUUAUUAUGAUAUAAUAUUAAUUGUAUCUAUUCAAAAGUUUAAAUAAAAAUUUUAGAGUA